AUGGGGGCAGCAGCCGAGGUUGGGAGCUUCGCCAACGGGUUCUUGGACAGCUUUGGUGCCGCUCCGGCUCCGGUCGGCUCGCAUUUUGUUCUCACCCCGGCAGGGGCGGUGGACUACAACUCCGCGACGGGACUGAUGAUGAGGGGACAGGGGGGGCAGCAGCAGGAGCACCUGGUGUCCGCCGAGAGGCUGUCCCGAAGCCUGGCGGACCUCAGCCAUCUGAAGGGGAUCCUCAGGCGGAGGCAGCUUUACUGCAGGACGGGCUUCCACCUGGAGAUCCAUACGGACGGCACCGUGCAGGGCACCAGGAAAGACCACAGCAGAUUCGGUAUUUUGGAGUUCAUCAGUCUUGCAGUGGGACUGGUCAGCAUCAGAGGGGUGGACAGCGGUCUGUACCUCGCCAUGAACAGCAAGGGAGAACUGUAUGGAUCGGAAAAGCUGUCAGCAGAGAGCGUCUUCAGGGAGCAGUUUGAGGAAAACUGGUACAACACAUACUCCUCGAACAUCUACCGGCACGGAGAGAAAGGGGCCUUUUACUUUGUAGCGCUGAACAAAGACGGGACAUCCCGGGAUGGAACCAGGUCCAGGCGACAUCAGAGGUUCACUCACUUCCUGCCCAGACCUGUAGACCCAGACAGAGUCCCAGACUUGUAUAGAGACAUUCUGGGCCAGAGCUGA
Molecule: messenger RNA, 678 nt
Organism: Nematolebias whitei (Rio pearlfish)
Lineage: Eukaryota; Metazoa; Chordata; Actinopteri; Cyprinodontiformes; Rivulidae
Gene: fgf20a
Product: fibroblast growth factor 20a
Exons: 3
Coding region: 1-678 (225 amino acids)
Biological process (GO): positive regulation of cell population proliferation; animal organ morphogenesis; positive regulation of protein phosphorylation
Cellular component (GO): cytoplasm
Molecular function (GO): fibroblast growth factor receptor binding; growth factor activity
Source: RefSeq, a predicted model, not a curated record